UCUGCUCCUUCGACUCCUUUGACCUCAGUAAGAGUGGAUAGUAAACUCUCUAAUUCUCUCGAUCUCAUACAUCGACCUAUUGUGCGAAGACCAGCAAUACGGUUGGACGGCAAUAUUGGAACAGUGGAAUCACGGUUUAUGGGUGUAUUGCGUAAAUGGUUGAGAUUUGAAGAUACAGAUUUUAUUAUUGAUGUGCCAACAGCAUUAUCAGCAAUAACUUCUUUACUCACCAACACCAAGUCGUGGUCCUGGAAGCUGUUCAUCCGAAAAUCAUGUAAAUGCCAGCUCUGGGCCAAAAUUCUUUCAGAUGCAUUUUCUAUGGCUGGGAUCUGUUUUGAGCCUAUCUGGGAAUUACAUCACUUUUUUCCUGUUAAUGCUGGCAAAGGAUCAGGAAGGUCAGAUUUUGCUACAGUAUUCAUCAGCGAGGAUAAGUGUCAAUAUGCCUUCUUUAUGUUGGAGUUUGAAGUUGAUGAAUUUGAGAUUCACAAAGAUCAUGCUGUAAUUCUGGCGGAGGCUGUAUUUGAAAUGAACCGGACUCUUUCUGCAGCAUGUAAUCCUUCUCCGAACGAAGUGACUGCCAUCAGGAUGCACAUCGCUCUAGCUAAUGAUACGUAUGUGAAGUUUGGAGCACUUCGACCGAUAUACAACAAGGAUCAAACAGCACUGGUAUAUGCAUAUGAUCAAAAUCAGUGCAUUUUUAACUUGCACACUGGAUGCAUCAAGCAGGACAUGAAAAAAUGCCUUGAAAUUGAUUGA
Messenger RNA from Ambispora gerdemannii, 756 nucleotides. The record is from the annotation of a GenBank genome assembly. Lineage: Eukaryota; Fungi; Glomeromycota; Glomeromycetes; Archaeosporales; Ambisporaceae.